This is a messenger RNA of Momordica charantia (bitter melon), 1518 nucleotides long. The record is from RefSeq and is a predicted model, not a curated record. Lineage: Eukaryota; Viridiplantae; Streptophyta; Magnoliopsida; Cucurbitales; Cucurbitaceae.
CAAACGUUAUCCAAAUUAACAGAAAAUUAUCUCCAAAAUUUUUUGAAUCAAACGGCCCCCAACAAUGAAAUUCCGAUUGAAGAAGAUCAAAUUCACAUGAAUUGCUGCAAAAAUUCAAAAGGGUCAUUUCCAAAAAUCUAGAAGAAGCCCACGAGAAUCCUGUUCUUAAGCAACUGUGCGUGCUAGUAUUAUAUAGUUUCCUAAUCAAUCGGGCGCGAAGAAUUCCGCGAUUAAGAAGAUGGUCGUCUGCUUUUGCUAUCACAUAGCAUUGGGAGCUUCCAUGGCGACGAAACCCUUCGUUACUAGGGCAGAACAGCCCAUCGCGCCCGAUCUCUACGCCGAUCGAUCGGUUUUUCAUCGUGGGUCGUCUUCCUUCUCUUCAUCUUCUGGGCGGCGCGAUCUGGUUUUCGUUGUUAAUCCCCGCGGUGCUAAUGGGAAAACGGUGAAGGAAUGGAACAAGCUGGUUCCAUAUCUACGCACUCGCCUUAGUGAACAUUAUAAUAUAUGUGAAUCCUUGACUUCAGGUCCUUGCCAUGCAAUUGAUAUAACGAGGGAGGCAAUUCGGGAAGGUGCUGAAGCUGUGAUUGCUGUUGGAGGAGAUGGAACUUUUCAUGAGGUGGUUAAUGGCUUCUUUUGGGCCGGAAAACCUGUCAUUAAUAAUGAUGGAGCAGCUCGUAAACCAACAGCACUUGGUCUUAUUCCCUUAGGGACUGGUUCCGAUUUUGCAAGAGCAUUUGGUUGGAAAAAUAAUCCUUUUGAAGCCGUGGACCGUAUAGCUAAAGGGUUGAGGUCUCAAAUUGACGUUGGAGUUACCCACGAAGAAAAUGGAGAAUAUCACUACUUUGUAAAUGUUGCAGACAUUCAUUUGAGCGCGAAGGCUGGAUUUUAUGCUGCGAGAUACAAGAGAUUCGGAAACUUAUGCUAUGUCAUUGGUGCUUUGCAAGCCUUUAUGGGGCACCAAAAUAAAGACCUUAAGAUUAAGGUUAACGAUGGUGAAUGGGAGGUGUAUCCACAAGUGACUGCCCUGUGCAUUGGGAAUGCUAAAUACUUUGGCGGCGGUAUGAAAAUCACGCCCAACGCGGAUCCUUUCAAUGGAAAUCUAGAGGUUGUAGUUCUUCAGGAUUUCAAGUGGUACGACUUUAUUCUGAAAUUACAUAAACUCUACAAUGGGACACAUUUGACAGUUAAAAACGUAUCAUCAAGAAGAGUCCAUUCGAUCGAAGUGGAAGAAGUUUCAAGCAGCGGUAGCAUUUAUGUACAAUCUGAUGGGGAACACUUGGGGUUUCUUCCUAGGAAGUUCCAUAUUCUUCCAGCUGCCAUUGAAAUGAUCUGCUGAACGUGAGCUUCCUUUUGCAGAGAGAAGAUUAGAGCGAGCUCAUUGCCAUGGCAGCCUUUUUUAGCUUUUGAUAUUUUAGCUACACUCCAUUUUUAGUACCAAGGACGAAUCUGCUUCUUUUGCUGUUGUAAAUGUGACUGCCAUUUUGCAUGAGUUUGAUAGUUUCACUUUUUUUUUUUUCA